Rotaria socialis is the source of this 625-nucleotide messenger RNA. The record is from the annotation of a GenBank genome assembly. NCBI's taxonomy places the organism in Eukaryota, Metazoa, Rotifera, Eurotatoria, Philodinida, Philodinidae.
AUGAAUAUACGUACCUUUGUUCGUCUCAUUCAAUUAGGUAUAUGUGUUGUUAUUAUAUUACACAUCCUUUUAUAUACUAAGUCAUUGGAUUUAUCUGAUACACCUCAAACUUCCGUCACUCCCGUCAAAAUCAUCAACAAAGCUAUUAUUGAAUCAUCUCCAAAACGAGCCCCCAUCGUUUUCAAGUGUAACAAAAACUAUAGAGUAGCUUUUACAUUUGAUGAUGGUCCUCAUCCUACUCACACUCCGCUCGUCGUAAAAACUUUAAAUCUACAUCGAGUUAGUGCUGGAUUUUUUCUUUUGGGCACCUCAAUUCAAAGUUUUUUGAGUGCUCGUAAUAAUCUUAGCGUUCAUCAAUAUGAAAGGCCGCGUAUAGGCUAUUUGCUCUUACAAGAUUACUCAUUAAUCGAAGACUUAUUCGUUCAACAUGAUAUUUAUCUUCACGGAUGGUUACAUGAAAAAAUUAAUGAAAUGCGUCUACAAACAGUCGUUGAUAACAUUUCCACACAACUAAUAGAAAUUGGUCUUCUAAAAGGAUUCAAACCAGUCUAUCGAGCACCAUGGGGAAUCGGUACAGCACCUGGUACUAUCAACAACAAAGCAAUACUUUCGCAAAUUUUAGAUC